This is a messenger RNA of Rotaria sp. Silwood1, 478 nucleotides long. NCBI's taxonomy places the organism in Eukaryota, Metazoa, Rotifera, Eurotatoria, Philodinida, Philodinidae. The record is from the annotation of a GenBank genome assembly.
AUGAUUAAAAACAGCACAUUGAAAAAUAAUAUAACGACUACUGUUGCAACAUCUGUAACAAAUUAUGAAACCAAUGGUGCUAUCAUGUAUAUUAUUAUUGUUCUUCUUUGGUAUUCUGUUGGUAUUGUCUUUAUGUUAGGAAUGCAAAUGUCAAAUCGUUCAGAAGAAACUGAAGGUUCAGUUAAACGUCGAACAAGAAGUUUUAUUCGAAAUAUCAAUGAUCAUAAUACUAAAAAAGAAAUCUUAGAAGAAUUAGUUGAUAAACAAAAUCGAGAUCGACUUUGGGAUAUUUAUUUAGGUACAACCUUGAAUACAAAAGAUUGUUUAACUCGUGCCGAAACUGUUCGUAUACGUCAUAUUAAAAAAAAAUUAGCUACAAUAAAAAGAAGUCAUCAUUUAAUAUACGAUACAUUAUUACCUUCAACAAAUGAUAUUCGUUAUGUUCGUAGUCGUUCAGAUUAUCCACUAGAUACAUCUC